GAUUUUAUGUGGCUAAAAUUACAGAUGCCUAAAGGAAUAUGCUGGAAGCUAUUUGAAUAAAUAGAGGCCAAAUGAAGGACGCAUUUCUCUUUGAUCCUCUGUUUACUUCGUAUCUCAAUGGCUGCUGGCUGUCAAAAUAUCAAUUAUCCCACCUCCUGUACAUUUAUAAACAGAAGACAAUUUUCCAUCCCAACUCAUUGUGCAUCCGUAAACCCAAUUUUUUCUCCUAGCAACCAUAAACUCCAUCGAAAUUUCCCUUUAUAUUCUUCAUUAAAAUUCAACUCAACUGCUUUUCAGCUAUGCCGCCUCACUAACGGUCAAACCCAUUUCAAAACUUCCUCUUCCGCAAAUGGGUCUCUCUUUACUUCUACACCGGCAUUUGAACUUGAGUUGAGAAGGCUUCUAACCCUGUUACCCCAUAAAAUAAAGAAAUCGCUUAUUGGGCAUCCAGAGCUUGAACAUCUUAUUGAAAUUGUUAUGGACUUGGGAAGAAAGCCUCUCGCUCGCUUUCCCUCUGGAGAUUUCAGGAUUUCUGAAGACUCUAUUACCUUCCAGGACUUGGAACAAGCAAUAUCUAUGGUAGGGGACUUUGCAGAUGAUAAUCGUGCAGGUAUUGAUCGUUCUUUGCAUCGUAUCAGUGCCAUUCGAAAUCGUAGGGGGUGUAUAAUUGGCCUAACUUGUCGAGUUGGCCGGGCAUUAUCUGGAAGUGCAGAUAUGAUUCGGGACUUGGUUGAGGGUGGAGGUUCUCUUUUGCUUAUAGGGCCUCCUGGAGUCGGGAAGACCACGGUCAUUAGGGAGAUAUCUAGAAUGUUGGCAGAUGAUUAUAAGAAACGAGUUGUGAUUGUUGACACAUCAAAUGAGAUAGCUGGUGAUGGAGAUAUACCUCAUCCAGGCAUUGGAAAUGCUCGAAGAAUGCAAGUCCCAAAUGUUAACAUGCAACAUAAAGUUAUGAUUGAAGCAGUUGAGAACCAUAUGCCUGAGACCAUCGUAAUUGAUGAAAUUGGGACAGAGCUUGAGGCAUUGGCCGCUAGUACCAUUGCUCAACGUGGAAUCCAACUGGUUGGAACAGCUCAUGGAGUGACAAUUGAGAAUCUCAUAAAGAAUCCGUCUUUGGAGAUACUUGUUGGUGGCAUACAGAGUGUUACACUUGGGGAUGAAGAAGCACUUAGGAGGGGGGUCCAAAAGACAGUACUUGAGAGGAAAGGCCCACCUGCAUUUACUUGUGCUGUGGAGAUGAUGUCUAAAACUGAAUGGCGAGUUCAUCACAGCUUAGAAGCUACUGUAGAUGCAGUUCUUGUAGGACGGCCUCCCUUAUUUGAGGCCCGCAAGAUGGAUAGAUUUGGGGAAAUUGGUGUGAAUUCUAACAUAAUGACACCAGCAAAACUUGGAUACUCUUCUUGUGAGAAUGAUGAAAAAAUUAUGGACGAAGCUGGUCACAACUUUGAUGUACACAAUGAGAAUUAUGACGAUAAUGAUUACAUAUCUGCAUUUAGAAGCAGGGUUAAAUUUUUUGGAAAGGAUGACAACAUGCCUCUUCGUUUGUAUGCAUAUCAGAUAAUGGAAGCUAAUCUGGAGCAAGUUUUGGAGGCAAUGGGGCUGGAAAAUGCAGUUGAACUGACUAAUGACAUAGGUGCAGCCGAUGCAAUGCUCGCUUUAAAUUCUAAAAUUAAACAGAAUUCAUGGAUUAAGGAAAUGGCUAAAUAUCGUCAGUUACCUGUAUUUGUAAUAAAGGCAAAUACAACGGCACAAAUGGCAAGGGCAAUGCGUGCCAUUUUUGGGAUGGAAAGUUUGGGAGCACCUCUGAGUUCAUCUAACAGAUUCAAGAAUGGUUACAUGAUUUCAGAGGAAGCAGCAGAUAGAAGAAAUUCAUCAGAGGAGAUUGAUGCUUUGGAGGAGGUCAGACUAGCCAUUGAAGAUAUUGUGAUCCCCAAGGGGCAGCCUGUGGAGCUUCUUCCAAGGUGUUCUGAAAUUAUAGCUCUUCAAAUGAAGCUCGUAAAUGAUUACAAAUUAACAGCAGAAAAGGCAGGAACAGAGACAAACUCAAGACUUCGAGUCCUACCACUACAUGCUAGUUCUAAGGAGAGCAAUAUUUCAGAUAUGAACAUGGAGGAAAGACAUGAAAACUCUUUGGAGGAUGUGGAUGUCAGUAGGACAUCAGGUACCACUGUUUCCAGACUUCCUUUGUUACCUGACUGUUGAAACUUAAAAUUAAAAUUGUAAUGUAAUUAUACAUGGUAAUUUCCACCAUACUGUAUUUAUUCAUGGCUUAUUAUUAUAGGAAUAGGAAAAAAAUUUGUAUAUCUUCUAAUGUAAUCAAUGCAAGCAAAAUCUUGUCCAUUGACUUACUAUUUGCUAUAGUCCGCUGAAAACAUCUUCAUUAUAUUUGUUGCAUUCAGAUGAUAUGUCAUGGGUUACUUGUUGCUCGUAUUUGUUAAAGAUGAAAACCGGUUUUGUU
This is a messenger RNA of Cryptomeria japonica (Japanese cedar), 2455 nucleotides long. Its product is annotated as protein SEEDLING PLASTID DEVELOPMENT 1. The record is from RefSeq and is a predicted model, not a curated record. The transcript has 9 exons. Bases 118 to 2199 code for a protein of 693 amino acids. Lineage: Eukaryota; Viridiplantae; Streptophyta; Pinopsida; Cupressales; Cupressaceae. Gene Ontology annotation, molecular function: ATP hydrolysis activity.